AUGGCUACGAUAAAUGAUUUACCUACAGAAUUGAUAGACAUCAUUCUUGGCAAUGACAUCAGUAUUGAAGAUGUUAUUAAUUUUAAAUCAACAUGCAGACAAUUUUGGUUGGCACCACCAUACAAAAAGGAUUGGGAAAAAAAGUUUUCAAAGAGGUGGCCUUCUGCGAAAAAACUUUAUGAUAAGAAAUCCAAGGAAAAGCAAGAAUCUGCAGGGAAUGAAAAGAAUAAUGAAGAAAGUUUAAGCUUUAUAGAAGCAGGAACUAAUUGUGUAAAACAAUUACGAAAUGUCGUGUCCGAAUUAAUAAAUAACUGUAAUGAUAGUUGUUUGAUUGAUAAUUUCACAAGUUUUGAGCACGUAUUUUAUUUGAAAAGUAAACAUUUGAAUGACAUGAUUACCAAGCCUGAGAAUUUCAUGACUAUUUCUUUCUUUGUGGAUGAGAUGAAACAUAUGCUUACGCAAUCUCUACGGGGAGCUGAUUGCGAUCUGACGAAAAGAUAUUGCAUUAAAAACAUGUUUUGCUAUCUGAGACAACAUUCGACGAGAGAAAAGUGGGAAAUAUUUAAAAAACAACCUCAGAGAGAGCAGCUUUUAGAACGGUGCGCUACUAUUUUUGCCCAAUGGCUUCAACCAGAAAAAGAUAUUUUUUUCUCGAAGAUGAAAACAUCACUAAAUAAUGUAACACAAGGGGCGCUGAAAUGUCUCGCGGAAAAGCAUCCUGAUCAUCCCAUAUUCUCGACAUCCUCUGAGAUUUUUUCCUAUUGGGAAAAUAACAAUAUCGACAAUAAUUAUUGGAACGAAACGGAAGGAACUAAGAUUAUGGAUACACUCCAGGAAUAUAUAUUGGACCAAUUACACUUUCUACCAAACAAAUCGAAAGACUCUAAAUUGGAAUACACAUGUAUAGAUAAUGUCCUGGAAAAUAAAUAUGGUCAAGAAAUUAUUUUAGCAAUAAUAUAUCAUAGCAUCGCUAGGAGACUUGGUUUGCGUUGCGACGUAAUUAAAUUGUCUACAUAUACCUUUGGUACUCUUAUCUGUAUAUUUUGGAAACCAAAUUAUACUACUAUUGGCUUAGAAAAUGCAAGAUGUUUCAAUAUAAUAUCUGCCAAUUUUCCGGAUUGUAUUGACAAUAAAUUGUCGUUAUGCAGAAUGUUGUAUCCAGCACACGAAUCCAUUUUAACUAUUCCAGCUGAAGAGAUGCUGGUAGAUAUGCUGGAAAUACUUGUGAAUAUGAAGAACUGGUCUAAUAAAACUUUGAUGAUCAUGCCGCGUGAAAUAGACCACUUAAUUAUUACGGAUGAAAAAAUGAUUCACUAACUUUAACAACUGGACGGAUAGAAAAUAGUGAAAUAGGCCGAUAUUUUUCUAAAUUUGAAGAGACGCAUUACGUACCGAACCAA
This is a messenger RNA of Nylanderia fulva, 1400 nucleotides long. RefSeq names its product F-box only protein 21-like. The record is from RefSeq and is a predicted model, not a curated record. NCBI's taxonomy places the organism in Eukaryota, Metazoa, Arthropoda, Insecta, Hymenoptera, Formicidae.